Molecule: messenger RNA, 9081 nt
Organism: Rhinichthys klamathensis goyatoka
Lineage: Eukaryota; Metazoa; Chordata; Actinopteri; Cypriniformes; Leuciscidae
Gene: cplane1
Product: ciliogenesis and planar polarity effector 1
Exons: 53
Coding region: 36-8936 (2966 amino acids)
Biological process (GO): cilium assembly
Cellular component (GO): ciliary transition zone
Molecular function (GO): protein binding
Source: RefSeq, a predicted model, not a curated record
UUCUGGUCCUCUGAAACUCACCGUCAGUGCCGAGAAUGGAUGUGAAGUUCGAGGUUUUGUUGUCGUCCAGCAUCAAGCGCCGCAAGCCGUGGCCCAGAUUCUGCUGGCUUGGCCGGGAAAAAGAGGGUGUUUUUCUGUUAGAUGACAGUCGGAUUAGUGAAGUACAUUUGCUUUCGGGACGGACCAAAAAGAAGAUCCCAAAACUUCAGCCGCUGUUGCAGAGGGUGGUGUCCAUGUCAGCGUCUCAGAACGGCGUGUGGCUGGUGGGUCUGCUGGUCUCUGGAGAACUCUUCCUGUGGAACAAAGACAAGGAUUUGCUAAAAACGGUCUCAGCAGUUCCUGCGGUUCAUCAGCUGGUUUCUUCCAUCAAAGGUCCUGCGACUACACUAGGACUUUCUCUGCUGGUUUCGGAGAAUGCGCAGAGAGUUUUCCUGGCCGCUCUCACAGGACAGGUGUUCCUCUGGGAGUGUACGACACCUCAGGAUCUAAGCGGCCCGCGGGACGCCACCAUCACGGGACGAUGGAGUCACAUAUCAUGCCAUGAAAACACUCAACUGCCCUCAGUAAAGGACAAAGAGGCUUCCGUUCAUAGUGUGUUUGUGAAGAACCAGGCAGUCGGUGACGCGUGUCUGAGCGCGUUUGUGUUCACUGCUGACGGGACGCUCACCGUCACCUUGCUGAAAAUCCAGUGGGACUCGACAUGGGAAAACAAACUCAGUUCAGCAGGUUUCAGUGUUCACUGGUCCUCUAAGUGUUUCCCGUUCAACCAGCUCCUGCCUCCAUGUAAACAGGUGAAAUCCAGAGGGUCUCUGGUUCCAGCGUUCUCUCCAGAUGCUCAGCUAUUAGCAGUAGUCCUGAACCAGAAAGACCCGAGGGCCACACAGGUGUUGUUCAUCAGCACUCAGAACUUCGUGACGGUUUCCAGCCUGUUAGGAGGAUGUGGCGUUAAGACGCUCAUUAUUCCAGCUAAAUAUGUCAGGUCGUACUGGGUGUGUUCUGUCAGCUGGACACCGGAAGGGCUUUAUCUGGCCUGUGUGCUCAAGAGAGGCUCUCUGCUCAUGCUGGCUCGUCUGGGGGGACUCGUGUCUCUGUCCACCACAGGAUGUAGUGUUGAGUUCGGCGCCGCCCACUUCCUGCCUCUUCACCCACUCGUCACCUACAGAGCUCCGGUGCCUUUGCAGACACAAGAUGGCGGCCUGUCCAGCUCGAGCGUGUCGCUCCGUGACCCCAUGAGACAGCGGUUCUCCGUGACCUGUCAUCCUCGCCAGCCGCUCCUCAUCGUGUCCGACGGGUACAUGAUAACUGUGCUCAGGAUGAGCAAACGCCCGUCCGCUGUCGGGAUCAUGAGCGCCCUCCUGCUGGACGCUGCUCGAGGACUGGAGAACAUACGCGAGGUCCUGGGCUCAUCUCAGCCUCAGGUCAGGUCUAGGCUGGAGUCCAUGUCCACUCUGACGUUCACUGGAAGUCUUCUGGCUCUGAAAGAGAAAGAAAUCCCUCUGUCCACACUACCGCUCUACCUGCAAGGUACAGGAGACCUCACACAGUGUACUGAGACAGCUCAGGAUGAGGAAGAUCAUGACUCUGAUGAAGACCCGUACGCCUGCUCACACAUGCAAGAUGGAGGCAAGCUUGAGUUUGCGUCGAUGUUUGACACUCUUCAUGCUCAGGCACAAGCAGAUCCAGAGUCCACGUCCUCAGAUCUGCCGGAGGAUCUGAACCGGGUUCACAAGAACCUUCUGAGAGCCUGGGCUCUGGCCGUUUCUCUGGGUGGGUCCAUGGAGCAGAGAGAGCGUCUCCUCAAAUACACAAUCCUGUGCGUCGUUCGCCUCGUAAAGCUUCUCAGGGUCAGCGACUCGAAGAGUGCGAGCACAUGGCUCACACACGCCCUUCACACACUCAGAGCUCUCCUGUCGUUUCUGCCGUGGGACGCCACACACUCCUCAGGCAGGGGCUGUCUAGGCGUCACAGUGGAGCUCACUAGAUGUUUCGUAGACCUUUUCGUCCCGCUUUCAUCAUCAGGUGUAGCACUUUCCUCACAGAACUUCAGCGCAGCGCUCUUCGUCCUUCAGCAAGCGUCUCGGAGCGUGGAUCGGGCCUACAGCCUCCCGUCGAGAGCAUUGCAUCAUGGGGAGGAUGGCCAGCGAACAUAUUCCUCUGACAUGUUUUCUGUUCCGAUAUUACAAGAAGACACUGAGACAGUAACACAGACUGCACGACAACAACCUUCUAAUAGAUUGGUGGUUAUUUGGCGUGAGCUGUACAGAUUGGCUUUGCGGUACCAGGAGGAGUUACGCCACCAAAGAGGUCAAGGGGUCGUAAAACACGAGUUGGAGAAGAUGUCCGUUAUUAUAGCUCAAGUCCAGCAAGCUUUACAGUCUGCUGGAGAUCGUCUUGAGGAGAGCCACACAUUGCGUAGUUUCACCGGGGAACAGCACUUUAUUUUAGGUGAAUAUGCGGAGAGUGUUCAGAUUUGGAGGGCUGAAUUAUGGGCAGAGAGAGAGAAAGCAGGUCCAAUGACGUGUUACCUGGAGACACGCCACUGUCUGGCUCUUCUGUACGCGCAGCUGUUUCAGUAUCGACUGCGAGAGGCUCAAGGUCUCUGUGACCGUCUGGCACAUCAACUACAGUCGCGUGCAGGACGAGAGGAAGAGGACAUGCCAGGAGGGGCUGAUGAGUCUGUGUGUGAGUGCUGGCUCUCGGGGCCGGUGGGGCGUGAAGCGGCCUGCGCAGUGGUUCAGUCUCUGGGCAGGUUUAUGGCUGCGUACUUCACCAAUCGCCCGCUCUGCAUCCUCCCGCCACACAAUGUGGACUUGCUGCCGCCUCUUCACUUACCAAACAACACAGGUGUGCGUGUGGUGGAGUUGUCUCAGGCUCGUGCAGCGGUGGCGGUUCGCUUCGAUCAGCUGUCGGAGGUGUGGACGGUGGAUUACGCUCUAGAGCUCCUCCUGCUGGGCGGGCUGAUCCCUGAGGCCGUGUGGAUGGCACAGCAUCUGGGAGACUGGAAGAUGGCCGCCACCCUCGGCCUGGCGUACACCAACUACUGCAGUGGCCAUUUAGACUUCAGCAGCCUGCAGUGGAGAGAGCUGCACCUUCCCACCGAGCUGAAGCCUGCAGGGAUAUUCCACGAUCAGCUGGAGAAGUUACUGGGUCGAAUGCUUGGGUCUGAAGGGGAUGAUAACAAAGACGCAGUGAGUGUUGAGGACGUGGAUCUGCUUCAAGUCUCAGUGCAGGAGAUCCUGAGGGCGUCCGUCAUGGCGGAGGUGAACGUCGUCUCUCAGCCUUUAACACGACUGAUGAACGCAGCCAAAGAGCGAGCGACAUCACUUCCUGCGCUGGUUCCUCCUGCGUUUUACCUGCCCGCUCCUCCUCUGUACUGUCCACAGCCUUCACCAAACACACAGGACUCUGUGAGAGAUCCAGCUCUGGUUCUGGAGACUGAGACUCGCUGUGGGAUUUCUGGGCUGGUUCAGAAGGUUCUGAUGAUCUUCAGGGCGGCACACGGUUCUCUGCCCGCCGCGCAGUGGUACAUCAGCAGCCUGCAUCGCUGCAGACACUUACUGAACAAGAUCCAGAAGAAAGUGUCCGAACCCAAAGCCGAAUUGAUUCCUGAUGGACUGAAAAAAUUCUUCACUCAUCGUGGGUUCUUCCAGUCAGGGCCCAGCAAAGACAUGGAUGGUGUCACCACGCACAUGAUAACAUGUUUCCGUGAGUUGUGUGCGCUUUGCUGGAUGCUCCAUGUGAGGGACCAGCUCACUAUUACCUGUCGAAGGUACCAGACUGCAAGAAAACGGGAGAAAGACACUCAGGUCAGUGACUUGAGUGUGUCAGAUGUGUGUGUUGAGGCUCUGUGUUGGGCUCGCCGACUCCUGCCGUUCUGCCGGUUCAUGAACGCAGAGGAAGCCCUGCAGGACUUAGUGCUCAGCCUGGUGUCCGAACUGCCACCCAGUCAUGUGACAGCAGAAACUCUAGCGAGAGUGUUUCCUGACGAGAGCGAGUCUGUUCGCGUGCCGCUGCGGGAGAAGUACACGUCACUGGUGCAGAGACUGAGACCCGUGGUGGUGCCAGACACCUCGACAACAGAUGUGCCUCCAGGAACUGAGAGGGAAGAUGAGGGCGAUACCGUGAUGAUUCUGAUCCAGGAUCAGCUGAGGCAGCGACGCCGGGAGCUUCGGCGCCUGGAAAAGUAUCUGGGAGCAGCGGAGCCGUACUUGUGGGAGAGAGAGGAGGAGGAGGACAGGGGAGCCGCCGUCUCCAUACUGAGGAGACUCUCUCUCGGGACCAGUUUGAGUGACAGCACACUGACCGACGGUGGACGCCCCCUGGUGUACAGUGAAGGAGACACGGCCGAGACGUUGUCAGAGACUCUUCCCCCAGAACCGCAGACCCAAUCUGCACACAGCUCUAAGACAGCAAAGUUUCAUGAUGCACCUGAGAAAUCAAAACAAGACAGAAAAGGAAACGUGGAACCCAAAGAGCCAGAGUCGAGCCGUGUGGGUUCUUCUGCACCGACAGUGGGAACCUGGGAGUUUGAGUUGGAGGAUGACGAGUACAUGCUCUUCCUAGAUUUGUUCCUCAGUUAUGUUCUGGGAAAGGACAGAUUAGACGCUGAGGAGUCCGAGCUUCCUUUACUGAGUAGUUUCUCACAACGUUUUCAUGCUAGAGAGCUGCACUCGGUGACCUUUGACAUGUUGACGUCUCUCAAACGCCGUCAGAAGGAUGGACGUAAGCGAGGCGCACGUUUGCCCCUGUUUCGUGCCGGUCACUGUUUCCAGAGUCUCCCGGUCUCUCCCGAAGCUUCACCGGUUCAGGACACUCACGAUACCACGUCUCCUUGGACUCUUCCUGGAAUCCAAGCUGGGAGGCAUCAAGGUCUUUUCAGCCGUCGUCGACACCAUACGUCAAUAUCCAAAGUGAAUCGGACCGGGUCAGAUGUCGGCUCCACGGGAUUUAGGAUCCUCUCUCCGGAUGAAUUGGGUGUUCAGAUGCAGUUGGACUCCUCGAUGGAGAUCCGCUUUCCUCGACUGGCUCGGUUACUCGAGUGGAUGAUGCGCUGGGCCGACAGGCGGGUUCUGCUCUCUCAGCCAAUGGGAAAGAGGUCAGAGGGAAGUGAUGCGGUGGUCAUCAGGGUCAAAGGCUCGACCCCUGCGGUUCUGUGUGCACUGGAGCUGCUCGAGGAGAGAUACAGCGCCGCCCUUCUGGGAGAAGACACACAUCACUCCCAUUAUAAGCUGCUCCAUCAGAGGGCGGGGCCUGAGGCUCCGGUGCUGCAGCCAAUCACAGGCUGGGGGAGGGACCAAGACAGCAGUGUGGACACGCCCAUCACUCUCCACAGACACAGCCAUGCUGUGCGUGACCCCGAGGAUGUCGUGGAUCAAACAGAUGAUCAGCUGUCUGAACAUGAAGACACGAUGACCUCUGACCUACAGAAUAACGUCACUGAGAUCAGACAAACGACUGAGGCUGAAGACGUUGAUAGCAGUGCUGAUGAUGUCACCGAGGCAUCAUGGGCCAAUCAGAGCAGAGAUCAGACUAUCACACUGGCUGAUCUUGAGUGUCCCGACAUACACGAACAUUCACUACAUUCACAACCUGAGGUUUCUGCAUCCGUCAGUGUUCAGCAUGUAAACGGGCCGACAGACACACAUAUCAGAGGUCAUCCUCCUCACAGCGAAGCCCAAACACCACCAGACCCCGUCAGACAGCUGAUCCACGACGAGUUAUUCAGGCUAGUGCAGCUGCAGCAGAUCAACUUCAUGAGUCUCAUGCAGGUCGUCGGCGCGUCCUUUGUAAACCUGCCGCUGUCUCAACCCAGCAUGCAUCAGUCUAAUGUGAAUGUGCCACAGACCACUGCCAUACCUGCACAGCAUCCGCCUCAGCCUCAGCCCAUCUCUCUUACCCACAAUGCCCAGCACACUACAUGUGAUGAUACCAACCUCCCAACACGAGCUACCAGGCCUGAGAGGGUUAAUAAUGACGAACAUCCCGUGAAUGUGAAUUCUGGCUUGCCUCUGAAUCCAAAUAUUACCCUCAAAACUCAGGAAAUUCAUCAGUUGACCAUUCGCUCAGACUGGCCAGAGAACGGUCAAUCUCCCGGCCAGAGCUUCAUCCCGCCGUCACACGGGCUUCUAACCACAGCCAAUACUCACUCGGCAUUUAAUGGUGUUUCUGAAGCUCCAAAACCACACGGCCUCAGACUCCUCCAGCUAAACCCAUCUCAGAGAUCUCCUCCUCCUCCUCUUCCUCCUCCUCUUCCUCCUGUGAAGGAUUCCUGGGGUCCAGAUCCCCCAUCUGUCCCGAGGGUCGAGGAUCGUAACCGUACCCGAGCCGAAUCACACCGCUAUAACACACACACACAGGAAUCUCUUCGUCCUCACAGAUCUGUUGCUCUUCCUCUUCUGCGGUUUCACCCAGAGACCCAGAGAACCGUGACGUUGCCACGUAUCCCACAAUGCACCUUGGCAAAACCCAGUCUGGGCGUCACAGCCACGGGCCGCUAUCCCAGAAUUCAGCUUCUGCACAGAGAGCCCGAUCCACCCGCCGCUGAUGUGCGGUUGGACUCGGCUCCUGUACGAACUCCUCGUCUCAUCCCACUGGAGGAGCUGUUGAAGUGGACCAACGCCAAACACACCCAACUACAACUCUUAAACACACACACCGUCCCGGAGAACAAGCCCACGACGACCAGCCCGUCCAACAAGAGACGGAAGAGGAGAGAGGAGAAAAACAAGGAGGACCGGAUUGGAGUCACGUUCAGACCGGAGGACUCCAUCAUUCCUCCAGAUGAGCCUGCAGAAGAUGUGCCCGAUCACAGUGAUGCGCUCACCAUUCCUUUAGGCGUUGAGUGUGAGUUGAGUGGCCUGGCGUUGUUGGAUCAGGCGUACGUCACCUCGGCUGAGCUUCAUGCUUUCGCCUCCACACAGAAGAGACCGCCUGAGAUCCAGGACGCCUGUACAAACACUGACAACGAACUGCCUCGCUGCAUCACAGAUCCAGAUGUUUCUGUCCAGACUCAGUCUCCUCCCAGCAUGCCGUCUGCUCCUGAAGGCGGGCUGCUAGAUGUGGCUCCAGUCGUUCCUCCAGAUGUGUUCUUGAAUCUUCGCUUCUCUAAAGAUAACUCAUCAGACCAGCCGGAGACCACAAGCCUUGCAGAGUCUAGCGCAGAUCUCAAUCCUGAGGGCCGGAGGUUUAUUAAUGUGAUCGAUCUGACAGACGACUCUCUUCUUCAGAGUUUGCCUUCGUUUCCCCCGUCGUCUGCUGAGCUCCACCUACUAGCAGCUUCUGUCAUAAACCCCGCCUCUUCCGUGGCAAACCACGCCCCUAAACCUGCCUUAAACUCCGCCCCCAACAACACUGAGCACUUUACUGAGACUCCGAUUGGAGAGAUUCCAGGUGUGUGUGUGUCUCCUGAAGCUGUGCUGGGUGGAGACCCCGUGACUCUGAGCGAGCUGAAGGCCGUGAACAUGCCUGGUCUGGAGCGAGCGCUGAUGUCCAGGAGUCAGAUCUCCGCUCGGCUCUCAGAGAUGGACUCUCAGCUGCUCAGACUGCAGAGCAUCGCAGAUCACAUGGACAGAGAGUUCGCCAACACCAGACUGCUGGUGAACCGCGUCGAGACCCAGAGCCCCUCCGUGAAGAAGCCUCUCUCCAGCGCGCUCAGAGUCACACGAGAAGUGAGGAGUUACUGUCCUUCCCCGCAGCGGUUCGACCCGGACAGAGAAGAUGAGGAGUUUCUGUCGUCCUCUGUAUCGAGCCGAUGUUCAGUCCAUCAGGAGCGCUCUCCUCCUGAAGUGAAACCAGAGCAGCGUAAACGAGAUACGGAUCUAGGUUUGCCUGAGUCUCCGCUGGAGGAUGCUGGGAAUGGCGAGGAGACUCUCGGUGUGAGCGGCCUCAGUGACGUGAAGGACAUCUUGAGUGAGUUGAUCCGGGACGGGGCUUUAUCCCGAUCCGCGCUGGACCUGUCCCGACCAGCAGCGCCUCACAGGAGCAGGUCAGAGGUCAGUGCGAGCGGAGCCAUGAUGGAGGAGGAGCGCAGGGAUCUGAGGAUGUGGAUGAGGAGGAAACAGAGAGAACGACUGAUGGAAUACCGUAAACAGAGAGAAGAGAAGAGAGAGAGCGAGCGCAGACCCUUCGUCUCUCCUCUCACACACAAUCCAACCUCUGUAGAUCUGGCAACCAACAAGAAAAGCAAAGAAGAAAGAGACAGGACGGUUCUUCAGGAGCAUCAUGAACAGAGAGCUCGCGACGCCUGCAGUCUGAUCACUGACCUGCUCACCACACCACUGAACCUUCCCACAAUCCCCCACGACACGCUCAGGAGCAGAAGUCAAGCCUCUGGGAAAAACAAGAGGGUUCCCAAGAACCAGAGCGGCCCACACAGACGCUCGGCAUCUUCUCUGGGAAAGACUGUUGUGCUUCAGGGGAAAUCUGCGGGAAAAGCCCACGGCUCGCUAAACCAGAGGCUCGGGCUGCACAGACCAGCCAGUGAUCUUCCAGGCGAUCGGCUAUCCCAGGUCACUCGGCGUGGGAUGCUGUCCGACCUGAGACCCAGACAAGGGACGAAGAGCGCUCAUCAGAGUAUGCCAAUCAGAAUGAGGUUUAUAGACAAGUCAUAUAUGCAAAUAUACAACAUUCCUUCAUAUAUUCUCAUUUGUUCUUCUGUUGUGAUGAAAAAUGGGUUCCACACGCCUACAGCAAAACCGAGAGUAGUGAAAGAGAGAGAUCGGACGCAUGUGGAAGAAAGAGACGCAGAGAGUCCAGAUGAGCACAGGAUUCCUCUGUUGGAGGAUCAUGAUAUCAGACAGGCCGAUGAAUCGUUCAUAAACGCGGAUCAUCUGCGAGAUCUGGAUCUGGACUCUUUCUCUCAGAGCACCGGUAGCGUUCUGAGCAAACUGGACUGGGCCGCCAUCGAGAGGAUCGUGGCCGAGGACGAGCAGAACUGAAGAGGUGUUGCACACAGAACCGCCAGAUGUUGCGCAGCUGUUGACUGUGAAGGAUUGUGGUAUUCGUGUAUGUGUAUCAUUUGUGUCUUGACUGUUUGAGUAAGCUGUCGGCACAGAUUUGUGCGGAAUAAACAAGAAUCUCUCA